Messenger RNA from Hirsutella rhossiliensis, 666 nucleotides. RefSeq names its product maltose acetyltransferase domain-containing protein. Gene Ontology annotation, molecular function: acetyltransferase activity. The transcript is spliced from 2 exons. NCBI's taxonomy places the organism in Eukaryota, Fungi, Ascomycota, Sordariomycetes, Hypocreales, Ophiocordycipitaceae. The coding region runs from base 1 to 666 and encodes 221 amino acids. The record is from RefSeq and is a predicted model, not a curated record.
AUGGCUUUAAACGAGCUGUCACAGCAUGAGCUGGCCAAGGCCGCGAGUCUUGCCCACAGGCCGCAGUGCGAAGAUUACGACAAGAUGAUAUCCGGGAUGCUAUACGACUCCUUUGUUCCUGAGCUUAAGCACAGCCGCUACAAUGCUCGUGUGGCGUGUCACAAGUUCAACAAUCACAUUCCCGGCGAUGCCGAUGCGAGCUUCGAUGGCCUACAAAAGGCGCGAAGCGAUAUACUCGCUGGAGUACUCGGGCAUGUGGGAGACGACGUGUUGGUCGAGACACCAUUCCAUGUCGACUAUGGAUGCAACGUCAGAGUCGGGGCAAGGUUCUACGCCAACUUCAAUCUCACGAUCCUCGACAGUGCUCUUGUGCACAUUGGCGACCGCGUCAUGCUCGGCCCCAACGUCACCAUAUCGACGGCAACGCACGAGGUCGAGGUUGCCAGUCGCGUGGACAACAUCGAGUACGCCAGGCCAAUCACAAUUGGGGACGACUGCUGGAUCGGGGGCCAAGUGGUGAUCCUCCCCGGAGUCAUCAUUGGUCAAGGCUGCACCAUAGGGGCGGGAGCCAUCGUCACGAGAAAUAUCCCGGCCUGGAGCGUGGCUGUCGGUGCUCCGGCCAAGGUUGUGAAGAAGGUGACGCCGAUGAACCCGAGUUUGGCAUGA